CCGAGCCCCGCCCGCCGCCGCCGCCAUGAUCUGCCUGGUGCUGACAGUCUUCGCCAACCUCUUCCCGGCGGCCCGCGGCGGCGCGCACGAGCGCACCUUCGUGGCGGUGAAGCCGGACGGCGUGCAGCGGCGGCUGGUGGGCGAGGUGGUGCGGCGCCUGGAGCGGAAGGGCUUCCAGCUCGUGGCGCUCAAGCUGGUGCAGGCGCCCGAGGAGCUGCUGCGGGAGCACUACGCGGAGCUGCGCCAGCGCCCCUUCUUCGGCCGCCUGCUGCAGUACAUGCGCUCGGGGCCCGUCGUGGCCAUGGUGUGGCAGGGGCUGGACGUGGUGCGCGCCUCGCGGGCGCUCAUCGGGGCCACGGACCCGGCCGACGCCCCGCCGGGCACCAUCCGCGGGGACUUCUGCGUGGAGAUCGGCAAGAACGUGGUCCACGGCAGCGACUCGGUGGACAGCGCCCGCCGCGAGAUCGCGCUCUGGUUCCGCGCGGACGAGCUGCUGUGCUGGGAGGACAGCGCCGGGCACUGGCUGUACGAGUAGCCGCCGCCCGCCCCCCCA
This is a messenger RNA of Talpa occidentalis (Iberian mole), 553 nucleotides long. RefSeq names its product NME/NM23 nucleoside diphosphate kinase 3 (gene NME3). The coding region runs from base 26 to 535 and encodes 169 amino acids. Gene Ontology annotation, biological process: UTP biosynthetic process; GTP biosynthetic process; CTP biosynthetic process. NCBI's taxonomy places the organism in Eukaryota, Metazoa, Chordata, Mammalia, Eulipotyphla, Talpidae. The record is from RefSeq and is a predicted model, not a curated record. Gene Ontology annotation, molecular function: nucleoside diphosphate kinase activity. The transcript is spliced from 5 exons.